Messenger RNA from Hypoxylon trugodes, 1542 nucleotides. Its product is annotated as eukaryotic translation initiation factor 2 subunit gamma. Gene Ontology annotation, biological process: positive regulation of translational fidelity; formation of translation preinitiation complex. The coding region runs from base 1 to 1542 and encodes 513 amino acids. NCBI's taxonomy places the organism in Eukaryota, Fungi, Ascomycota, Sordariomycetes, Xylariales, Hypoxylaceae. The transcript is spliced from 3 exons. Gene Ontology annotation, cellular component: cytosol; eukaryotic translation initiation factor 2 complex. The record is from RefSeq and is a predicted model, not a curated record. Gene Ontology annotation, molecular function: GTPase activity; GTP binding; translation initiation factor activity.
AUGUCUGCGCCCGACAAGUUCGGCAAUGAUAUCGAAUCCGAAUCGGAUUCUGGUAACGAAUCCCAGAACGAGGGUCUUGACGAUGGCGUUGAGGAAUUAGACCAAAAGCCUCUCAAGUCGGCAUUGAAAAAGACACCUUUAGCCCCCCCGGUUCCCGUCCAACGACCUACUCUUCCUCCUCAGACCGAUGCGAAAGACCUCGAUCUCAACUCGCUGACCCCGCUCACUCCCGAGAUCAUCGCGCGGCAGGCCACCAUCAACAUUGGUACCAUCGGACACGUCGCUCACGGAAAAUCGACCGUUGUGAAGGCCAUAUCUGGUGUCCAGACUGUUCGUUUCAAGAACGAGCUUAUCCGGAACAUUACCAUCAAGUUGGGAUACGCAAAUGCCAAAAUAUAUAAAUGCGACAACCCUGAAUGCCCACGACCUGGAUGCUACCGGAGUUACAAGAGCGAGAAGGAGGUUGACCCUCCUUGCGAACGUGAUGGUUGCAGCGGCACCUACAGAUUACUGCGCCACGUUUCUUUCGUGGACUGCCCUGGUCACGAUAUUCUCAUGAGUACCAUGUUGUCAGGAGCCGCAGUCAUGGACGCUGCCCUCCUACUUAUUGCUGGCAACGAAUCUGUCCCCCAGCCGCAAACAUCAGAGCAUUUGGCAGCUAUUGAAAUUAUGAAGCUAGACAAGAUCAUCAUUCUACAGAACAAGGUCGAUCUUAUGCGGGAAGAAGCUGCCCAACAACAUUACCAGUCUAUCCUGAAGUUCGUCCGUGGAACACCUGCUGCCAAGUCACCAAUCAUUCCUAUCUCCGCCCAGCUUAAGUUCAACAUUGACGCUAUCAACGAAGCCAUCGUAAAUACCAUUCCCGUGCCAAUCAGAGACUUCACUCAGGAGCCUCACAUGAUGGUCAUCCGAUCCUUCGAUGUCAACAAGCCAGGUGCUGAAAUCGAAGAAUUGAAGGGUGGUGUAGCAGGUGGCAGUAUCCUUCACGGAGUGUUGAAGCUGGGAGAUGAGAUUGAGAUCAGACCAGGUAUUGUGACUCGAGACGACAAGGGUGCCCUGCAAUGCAAGCCCAUCUGCAGCCGCAUCGUUUCCCUAAACUCUGAGUUUAACGAUCUUAAGUAUGCUGUACCCGGUGGUCUGAUCGGUGUUGGUACGCGUAUUGAUCCUACUCUCUGCCGAGCCGACCGUCUAGUCGGUUUCGUUCUUGGUCUCAAGGGUCGUCUACCUGCUAUCUAUAGUGAGAUUGAGGUCAACUUCUACCUCCUGAAGAGACUGCUUGGUGUCCGUACUGCCGAUGGCAAGCAAGCCAAGGUAGCCAAGUUAACCAAGAAUGAAGUUCUGAUGGUGAACAUUGGUUCUACUUCUACUGGUGCCAAGGUCGCCGCCAUCAAGCAGGAUGCUGCCAAGCUGUCGCUUACUAGUCCUGCUUGCACAAACUUGGGAGAGAAGAUCGCCCUUAGCCGAAGAAUCGAAAAGCAUUGGCGUCUUAUCGGCUGGGCCACCAUCACAGCCGGUGUUACUGUGGAGCCAAUCGAGUCGUGA